CCGCAUCUCCGAUCACUGCAUUAGCGAAAACACCCUUUACCGCUUUGGGAUUAUCAAAGAUAAUGAAAUUCCAAGUUGUACACAUUUGCAGGGAAAGGGAAAUCAUUUUGUAAUUCAAACACCUCAGAAAGAGCAAAACCUGAAAUGAAGAGCCAGGAAAUCUGAGUCCUCUUGGGAUCGAACAAGGAAUAGAUGGUAGCUCCUCAUACGUAGCCAGGAUCACAAACUCAACCAAGAAAUGCAGAAACAAAAUGUGUCUAAAUCGCAAAAAUGGCUUCCUGCUGCCCUGCCUACAAUCCUCAGAACCACCACCUCCACGGUCAGUAUCUACCAAGGCCGGCUUGUCUUGCCUCAUUCACUUCCGAAUCAGAUCUCUAGUUUGCAAAGCCAAGUGGGAAUUCUUCUGGAACAGCUUCAUGUUGCAAAUCCAGAAUCUAAAGCACUAACAAAAUUUGCUGAUCAACUUCUACAUAUUGCCAUAUCUUUAGACAAGUUUGUAGAAGCCUUAUCAGGUUUGUACGGCAGUACUCCAAGUACCAAUGAAAUCAGCAUUUUGGAUGAAGACUUCAGCGAGCCUGAGGAUAGUGAAAUUGAGGAAGGAUCAACUCAUCGUUUUAACUCAGGUGAGCUUCAUAACUACACUGCAUUGAAACCAAAUAGGUUAACUGGGAAGAAAAACUUCCUCGGGGUGGAAGCAAUUAGUCCAUCUGUAGGACCAGCUUGUGCCAAUAUGGCCCCAAAUGUAGAUCGAUUCAUGAGUUAUAAGAUAUAUGAGACGUGCCCCGAUGACUGGGACAUUUCUCAGAAGCUUAUUGUUGAUGGCUGUGACCCAUUGCCAAGGAGGAGAUGCUUCUCUAAAACACCUCCACGUUACAGUAAUCCGCUUCCUAUAAGCUCGUCCCUUUGGUCUCAACCUAGUGAUACCAAUAUCUUAUGGAGUCAUUACAAGUGCAAAGAUUACGCCUGUCUUGUUUCAAAUGAAACACUGGGCAAAAGAGGCUUCUUCAAAUGUUCAAAUUGUUUUGAUCUUUCGAAGAGAGGAUGGGAAAUCCGAAUGAAUGAAUCUAUUUCAGCUGAAUUCACCAUAGAAGAAGUUCUGAGAUUGAAGUCUGGGGAGAUGAGGAUUGGACUCGAUUUUAGCCCCUCAACUGGUACCUUUGCUGCUCUAAUGAGGGAAAGAAAUGUAACCAUCGCAUCAGCCACCUUAAAUUUAGGGGCUCCUUUCAAUGAGGUGAUUGCACUCAGAGGCCUCCUACCACUCUACCUAUCAAUUGGCUCAAGGUUGCCAUUCUUUGACAACACACUCGACAUCAUACAUUCUACACUUUUCCUGGAUGGCUGGAUUGGAGUAGAACUUCUCCAGUUUGUGCUUUUUGAUUGGGACCGUGUUCUUCGACCCAAAGGACUCCUUUGGGUGGAUUGUUUCUUCUGUAAAAGGGAUGGUUUGGAGAUCUAUUUGAAUGAAUUUUCCAGGCUAGACUACAAAAAGCUGCUGUGGAGGGUUGUACCAAAGACUGAUAAGAUGGAGGAUGAGUACUUUUCUGCUGUAUUGGAAAAACCACUUAGAAGCUGAAUUCACCAGAAUGCUAGAAGUUGUGUAAAUAAACGAGUGGAGGCCUUGCUACAGCUCUAAACAGAGUUCAAACAGAAUUUUCACAUAUUUCUACUUAUCGGCAAAAGAUUUGAACUUUGGUCUAUAUAACAGUAGAGAAUAAAACCAGAAAAAUCAGCUGCUUGGUUCAUUCUAUUGUGACAGGU
Messenger RNA from Theobroma umbraticum, 1758 nucleotides. NCBI's taxonomy places the organism in Eukaryota, Viridiplantae, Streptophyta, Magnoliopsida, Malvales, Malvaceae. The record is from RefSeq and is a predicted model, not a curated record.